Phyllopteryx taeniolatus (common seadragon) is the source of this 7981-nucleotide messenger RNA. It is a transcript of the gene sulf2a, whose product is annotated as sulfatase 2a. The record is from RefSeq and is a predicted model, not a curated record. The transcript is spliced from 24 exons. Gene Ontology annotation, cellular component: Golgi apparatus; endoplasmic reticulum; plasma membrane. Bases 4024 to 6789 code for a protein of 921 amino acids. Lineage: Eukaryota; Metazoa; Chordata; Actinopteri; Syngnathiformes; Syngnathidae. Gene Ontology annotation, molecular function: calcium ion binding; N-acetylglucosamine-6-sulfatase activity; glycosaminoglycan binding.
CACUCUUUGAUCUGUGAAUCCCUCGGUCUGCAAGCACUUCAAUGUCUGUCAUCCUGCUGUGGACUUGAAUACUGUAGAUCAGGAGAUGUGUGUACCUCUGCACAUUUUAUUGGAACUGAAUGAGUUUAACCUUUGUGAUAGUUACAUGGCUGAUAGUUUUAAUGCAUCUUAUCUUUUUUUUCUAUAGAAAACAACUUGCUCUAUAUCAGAGCAUUUAAUUAUAUUCUCAAAGUAUUCAAUUCAUUCUCAAGUUGGCAGCUUAUGAUUUCAUACAACUCAUUCCCACUUAUGAUAAUUCGGCAGGUGUUUUUCCAUAAUUUUCAUGAAUCACCUUUGACUUUUACUUGGGCUUGGACUCACGGUCUAAAUCCCCAUUCGCUAUUCACAUUGACAGUAACGAAUGACCAAACACCUCUUCACCAUGUUUCAUAUUGCAGUGCCUGGGAGACUACAAAGCCCCCCCAAAAAAGAAAAAUAUAUUUUUUUAAAUGUAACAUGUAAAAAUAAGUCUUCAGUCGAGAUUUAAACAUUUCUAUUGAGGUAGCCACUCUAAUAUCCGGGGAUAGGGUAUUCCAGAGCAGCUGCAGCUGUGUUCUUGCCAUUUUUCACCCAAUGUAUUUGAUCAGCUACAGUUGCUAAAGGAUCUUGCAGGUGCUGUGGGUUAUUUAAGAAAACUAAUACCUAAGGCUAUACUCACAAUUUCCCCUCACAGUCUCGCCCUCAGUAAGCAAGUGAAAGCCGCUCCCAGAAAUGACAAAGGCUGGAGAUGUUUGUCUCUCACAAUAUGGUCCAGCUUCUCCUGCUACCUUCAUAAGUCUCAUGUGCUGUCAUGCACUGUAUAUCCUUGUCAUUUGCAAAGCAUACAACAGUGGUGGUUGCUAAUAUCCACCAUGUAUUUGAGGUGGAAUAUGUUUUUUAUGUAUAAUAUAUAAUACUGCAUCUGUUUACCUCUGAGAGUUGCUGACGACAAAGUUAAGGUCAGGUGAAAUUAAUUAGUGACCAUGAGAUGCACAACACAGACACACAAAAUACACAAACACGGAAAAAACAUGAACACACUCCAGAGGCCUAAAACAAACUAAAAAGUCCAGAACAUAAAUUGCACAGUGCCUGUGCCGUGCUGUGACAGUUUACCCAACAUACAGUAUUGACAGAACAAUACCAGUCUGAAAGUGUCAAUUCAAACUAAAAAGUACCAUCUUUGUUAAGGCAGAAUCUUACUAGAUUUUGCAGCUGUGCAAUGAGCGUACCAUUAUUUGAUGCUCUGCAUCAUCUAUCUCAUUGUCUCCCAACACUUAGGUCAGAAGAAACAAUAAUGCUUCUAGUUUAACCUUUACUGGGGUACCUGGGUCAAACAAAAAUAUUGGAACGGCAACAUUCAAUUCCUUUUUUUGUUGUUGUUAUAUACUGAAUAAAUUUUAGUUUCAGAUCAAAAGAUGAAUAUGAGACAAAGGUUCAGAAUUCCAGCUUUUAUUUCAUGGUACAUCUAGACGCUUUAAACAACUCAGGACAGAGCACAUUUUGUUUCAACCCACUCACUUUUCAAGUGAGCAAAAGUAUUGGAAUAUGUGACUGAUCGCUGUUUCUAGUUUCUCAGGUGGUGCCUUUUAGAUUGAUUGCUUAAAAAUUUGUGAUUGUUUUUGGCUUUUGGUUUCACCUGUGAUAACUGCAUUUGCUGUUAAGCAAACAUGAAGACCAGAGAGCUGUCUACAGGAGAAAAGCAAACCAUUUUGAAGCUGUGAGAAGAGGGAAAAUCGAUCAGAGCUAUUACACAAACAUUGGGCAUAGCCAAUACAACAAUUUGGAAUGUCCUGAAAAAGAAAAACUACUGGUGUACUGAGCACCAGACAUCGAACAGGUCGGCCAAGGGUAUCAGUAGAGGUUGAUGACAGAAACGUGAGAGCUGUGAAGAAAGACCCAAAGACAACAGUCAGUGACAUCACUGCCAACCUCCACAGGGCAGGAGGGCAGGGCAUAUCACUGUUUGAAGACUAAGAGAAGAAAUAUACAGGCCAUACCACAUGAUGCAAACCAAAUGCAUCCAAACUAAUUGGGAGAAGCUUCAUCAUGGAACAAGACAAUGACCCAAAACACAUUGCCAACAUAACAACAUAACAAAGGACUUAAUCAGGGGGUAAAAGUGAAAGGUCUUAGACUGGCAAUCACCAGACCUUAACCCAAUUGAGCAUGCAUUUUACCUCCUGAAGAGGAGACUGAAGGGAGAAACCCCCAGAAACAAACAAUAACUGAAAGAGGCUGCAGAGACAACAAUCUUUGCAAGAAAAAAAAGUCUUCUGCAUGACCGGCUCGUCUGCCUUGUGAUGGGGUGAAACGUAGAAAGAGGUCUCAUGUCUCUGGCCUUGUCAAAUAAUCCACUGUUGAAUGGGGGCACUAACAUCGUGGCCUUGGCUAUGUCUGUCAGCAGGAUAAUCUUCAGACUACAAAAAUGAUUAGUAGUAAGUAAGUUAGCAAAGCACUAAUACUGCACUAUCAACAAAAUAUAAAGAUGUCAGUAUCAGGUAUUAGUACAUAUGACUAAAAAGCAAACAAGCAUGAUAGUCUUUAGCCUCACCAUAACGAUAACAAAUGCUUUCCAGAGGAUCCUCUCCUCUGUCCACAGUUGGAUUCUCUUUAAACUAGUUAAGAGGUGAGAAUUGUUUAUUAUGCUAGUUAACCAAAAUAUUACCAGUAAAUAUUAACAAGUUAAUUUAUUAUCAGUACAAUAUGUACAUGAGACGAUAUAAGGCUUUAAGCCUUCUUAAGCCAGACACAUAGACAUUCGGGCUUCAGAAUUUAUCAUGUUUAUCAUCAUCAUCGAGAUAUUGACUAAACAUAUUUCCAAGACAACCUGAACCAAGAUAAAUAACGUCAUGUAGUCAUAAAUCUUUAUUUAUAGUGUAUAUUUUUACUGAAGUCAUAUGAUUGCAACAUUGCUCAAAAAAGCUCUUGGGCGUAAGGCUACACUUUUUCUGUCCCUUAUUUUUAUUUUGUCUCGUGGCCCAGACUGCCCCAUUGGCCCUGGGAGUUCACAAUUACACAAAAUUUCACAUCUUGUUGGCACAGAUCUCUUCUUUAUAUUUAUCACCCAAUAUGUUACAUGUAAAGUCACUGAUGGUGUAGUGAUGCACUCGCCUGACUUUGGUGCGGGCAGCGUGGGAUCAGUUCCCACUCAGUGACUGUGUGAAUGUGAGUGCAAAUGGUUGUCCGUGUCUAUAUGUGCCCUGCGACUGACUGGCAACCAGUUCAGGGUGUAGUCCACCUUUCGCCCGAAGUCAGCUGGGAUAGGCUCCAGUGCCCCUCGACCCUAACCAGGAUAAGCGGUGUUGACAAUGGAUGGAUGGAUGUUACAUGUACAAAAAAAGUACCAUUACUUUUCUGAUGCAUGCCUGUUAAAAUAUUAUUUUCUAAAUAAAAUAAGUAGCAUUUUCACUGUACACAGGGUCCUCAGCUAAUGACCGAUUUCUUCUACACAUUUUUACAUAAGACGGAAUGCGUCAUAGUCUAUCACUAACGCAGUAGUAAAUAUGAAAACCCAUGAUUAAAAAAACAACCAUAUGAAAAACAGUAUAUCAUGUACUGUAUAUGUACUGUCAUAAACCAAGCACCCCCUGUCAUUUUUUUUUUAUACCUGUCUGCGAACCAACCGAGAUGAAUCCGCGACCCACCAGUUGAGAAUCAUUGUGCUAGAGAGGGGACUCCAUAGAGGACUGUGACCCCCACAUUGUCAACAUCAAACACUUCAACUCAUUCUCCACCAUUUAAAAGCAACAGAAUUAGAGUGGCUUCUAAACCAAAGGACAUCUGGCACCACUUGUUUUAAAGACAGCAUACCACUGAGCUGCACGGGAGGAGGGGUAAAUGUCGCAACCUUGAUGAGGACCUUUCUUUGGGACCACCACGCUAGCGCUGCAUGCCACUUGGUUGCUGCUGGAUACAGUGAAAUAACAGCGCAGGUCGAGGGAGGUAGCCGAGCACAGUGUGGCUGUGUGAAACACGGGACUGAGGUGACCAGUGGAUAGCGUGAUGGCAGAGCUGAGGCUUUCCACUCCUCUUCCAAUUCUUCUCCUCCUCCUUGCCCUUGGAGGAGUUCUUCCAGUGGCACAGGGCUCUAGUUAUCUGUCUGGAUAUCGCAUGAGGUCUCGCCCCCAGCGGGACCGGCAAAUCCGAAACAUUCGACCAAAUAUCAUUCUCAUCCUCACAGAUGAUCAGGACAUAGAGCUGGGCUCAAUGCAGGCCAUGAACAAAACCCGGCACAUCAUGGAGAAGGGUGGAACACAUUUCUCCAAUGCUUUCUCUACCACGCCGAUGUGCUGCCCAUCUCGCUCCUCCAUCCUGACUGGGAAGUACGUCCACAACCACCACACAUACACCAACAACGAGAACUGCUCCUCACCCUCAUGGCAGGCUCACCACGAGCGACACACCUUCGCGGUCCACCUCAACAACUCUGGCUACAGGACUGCUUUCUUUGGAAAGUAUCUCAAUGAGUAUAACGGCUCCUAUGUGCCCCCGGGCUGGAGGGAGUGGGUCGCCCUGGUGAAGAACUCUCGCUUCUACAACUACACUCUCUGCCGGAAUGGAGUACGAGAGAAACACAGCAGUGACUAUUCAAAGGAUUACCUGACAGACAUCAUCACCAACGACAGCAUCAACUACUUUCGAAUGUCCAAGCGGAUGUAUCCUAUCCGUCCUGUCAUGAUGGUUCUGAGCCAUGUUGCCCCUCACGGCCCAGAGGACUCUGCCCCACAGUACAGCUCUGCCUUCCCCAAUGCUUCGCAGCACAUAGCCCCCGAGCCUUUGUCUUUUCGACGCUCCAUGCUCCUGACUGGUCGACUCGUGCUGCUGGAUAAUAGAACGUCUGCUACUGGCCUCAAGAGACAAAUCCAGGACCAAACUCCGAGCUACAAUUAUGCUCCUAAUCCAGACAAACACUGGAUCCUCCGCUACACGGGGCCCAUGAGACCUGUGCACAUGCAAUUUACUAACAUGCUGCAGCGCAGGAGGAUGCAGACCCUGCUGUCUGUGGAUGACAGCAUGGAGAAGAUGUACAACAUGUUGGUGGAGACGGGUGAACUGGAUAACACCUACAUCAUCUACACAUCAGAUCACGGCUACCAUAUUGGCCAGUUUGGGCUAGUGAAGGGCAAAUCAAUGCCUUAUGAGUUUGAUAUCCGCGUUCCCUUCUAUGUACGAGGGCCCAAUGUGGAACAAGGUGCCAUUAACCCCCAUAUGGUCCUGAACAUUGACUUAGCGCCAACUCUGCUGGACAUGGCUGGUGUUGAUAUCCCUGCAGAAAUGGAUGGAAAGUCAAUCCUAAAGCUGCUGGACACUGACAAACCAGUGAACAGGUUCAAUUUAAACAGGAAAGCUAAAACUUGGAGAGAUUCCUUCCUUGUGGAGAGAGGAAAGCCUCUGCACAAAAUGGCCGAUGGGAAGGAAAUGGCUCAGGAGGAGAACUUCCUGCCUAAAUACCAGCGAGUAAGGGAGCUGUGCCAGAAGGCAGAGUACCAGACUUCUUGUCAACAGCGGGGCCAGAAGUGGCAGUGCGUGGAGGACCCGUCUGGCAAACUGCGGCUGUAUAAGUGCAAGGGCAUGGCUAGUCUCUAUGCCCCUCGAAUGCAGGCUCUGAUGGCCAGCGGUGGCCCCCAGCUGUCUUCUUUGUCAAAUGCAGACAACUGCAACUGCGGCAAUUUGGGCUUUAGAACAUCCGUCCUGAAGCGAAAGAAACUCCUCACUAAGAAGAAGCUUAAAUCAAGCAAGUCUGCCUCUCGGAAGCGUUGGGCCCGCUCUGUGUCCUUUGAGCUGGAUGGAGACGUGUACGCUUUAGACCUAGAAGAGUCCUACCAUCCCGCAAGCUUUCAGAACGAUAGCUGGACUUUGGACAGAAGCAGAGGAGUUGGUCAUGAGGAGGACGAUGAAGAGUUCAGUGGCAUGGGAAUCACAGCCAGGCCCACCACUGACAACAGACUGACUCCACUUGCUGCUCUCAAGGUCACAUACAGAUGCUCUAUUCUAAUGAAUGACACAGUGAAAUGUGACGGUGGCCUCUAUAAGUCCCUGCAGGCAUGGAAAGACCACAAAAUGCACGUUGAGCAUGAGAUUGAAACUUUGCAGACCAAAAUAAAGAAUCUGCGCGAGGUCAAAGGACACUUAAAACGGGUGCGACCAGAGGAAUGUCAGUGCAACACUCCCAGCUAUCUGCUCAAGAAUAAAGACAACUAUAUGCUGCGCACUGGACGUGUGCAUUCGCUCAGAAUGCCAAAGCAGAAGACGCAGUGGCUGCAGAAGGAGCAGAAGCGCAGGAAGAAACUCCGGAAAUUCCUGAAAAGGCUCCAGAACAAUGACACCUGCAGCAUGCCUGGCCUUACUUGCUUCACCCAUGACAAUCAUCACUGGCAGACCGCCCCCUUCUGGACAAUGGGGCCAUUCUGUGCAUGUACCAGUGCCAACAACAACACCUACUGGUGCCUGAGGACCAUCAAUGACACACACAACUUCCUGUUCUGUGAGUUUGCAACGGGUUUCCUGGAGUAUUUUGACCUCAACACAGACCCAUACCAGCUGAUUAAUGCUGUCAGCACCCUCGACCGCAACGCUUUGAAUUCGAUGCAUCAACAGCUCAUGGAAUUACGGGGUUGCAAGGGACACAAGCAGUGCAACCCUGAAAAGGGAGGCAAAGAGCGAAACUACUUUAGUGAAUACAGGCCGGUUUAUCGUCGAAAGAGGCCAAAAGUGAAGAAACCGUCGUCCAAAUCACUGGGGCAGAUUUGGGACGGUUGGGUGGGUUAACCAACUGUUUCCCAUUGCCAACCACAAGAGGCAGCCCUGCCACACUCUGAUGACAUCAUUAGUUGGGGUUUUAAUUUAUUACAGAGCCACACACCGAGGCAAGAGACAUGAAGAAACUGAGAGGAAGCCCAUACAACUCUGUCAUUAUGAGUUGUUCUUCUUCACACAUUUCAUUCUGGGGUCAAGAUCCGUCAACAUGAACUGGAUGCUGUGAUUUACAUGGGACUGUAUGUGUAUGCACAAGCCACUCAGUUUCACUGUUUGUAGAUAAGUAUUAGCUUUAAUCAGCUUUCAUCCCCGUGACACUGGACUGGAGUGGAUUGUGCUGUCAACUCUGCUGCUACUCAUACAAGUUACUCAUGCUUAAAACCUAAAUCAUAUGAUCCAUGGCCGUGCAGACAUGUCAUUGUCUAUACGAAUGCUUCUGUACACUGAUGUGGUGUGAACUUUUGAGUCCACUAAAUACAAACGUGACAUUUGGCCAUUAUCUUUUGUAUCAUAGUUGAACUUUACUUUAAUAUUGAAUGUUCUCAAUGAGCCGUCCUCCUCAAACUAGUGAUGUUUGAGUGGUGUUGAUCACUCACCUUUAACACAUCUCAACAUGCCACUUUUUGAAAAAGGUCCUAACAAGCCCAACCAGUCCAAAAUAUUUGAUAGUUGGCAGAAUGUGUAUUAUUAAUGCCAUUUAUUUUAUCCUUUGUAACGACAGUACCGCACAGUAGAUGUCUCAAUCUAGCUUGCUAUAUGGUGCUACAGGAUAACCAUACAGAAGUAAACUUGCUGUACAGUACAAGUUUGUAAUUGAAUGUAUGUUGUGCAAUUGAUAUAAAUGUUUACAAUAUUUUUAUAAUACCGAAGAGGCGGACCUCAUAGUGUGAGUUGAAACAAAUGGACUACUAUCAAGGGGAAUGUAGAUUGUACUUUGCUUCUUUACAUGAGAAAAGCACUUAUAAGGAUACACUGUGAAGACAUCAACUUAUAACGUUUAUUAUGUGCCAGAGGAACAGCACAACGGUGUUAUGUACAUGCUCAUUUGAUUUUAAGCGAGCUUUUUUUUUUAGUUUGUUCAAUUUUGUUUUCUUAGCAGGCCGUAGACCUGAGUGCUGACAGUAAUUGUGAAUAAAGUGUUUCGACCAAAACAUGACCAAACUGCUGUGUGUCCAGCAGGGGUCACUGUCUGUCCGCAUGGUAA